AUGGCGAGGCUAUUCACCAUCAUCUCCUCCUUCGCCGUCCUCCUCCUCCUCCUCAGUGAUGUGGGGAUGGCGGUGGAGGUCGCCCCCAAAUCGCUCGGUAAUCUGGGGUUACUACCGCCCCCCAAACCGGCGGUCGCCGACGCCAACGUCAAAAGGUUUUGCGCCGACACGCCCUACCCGGAGGUCUGCGCCGACAUGAUCGCGCGCUACGACGAGAGCAAAGGCGCCGACGACAAGAAGCUGGCGGGGAUGGCGGCACUCACCACCGCCACCCUCCUUCUUCAAGCAUCCGGGGACGCGAGCCCGGGCGUUCAGAAGCAGCGCUACCCAGACCUGACCAAGGCCGACGAGGAAUGCUUUGAAACCUGCUACAAGGAGCUGACCAAUGGCGGCCAAAAACUCGACAAUUUGUGCACCAGCAAAGAGGGCUCGGACGACAUCGGCAUGGCCCAGCUCCCCGAAAUCCGCAGCUUCAUCAAGGAGAACAACGGGGCGCAUGCCCAGUGGAAUUGCGAUAGGUGUCGCCCUGCGAAUGACAAGAAGACACCCGACGAUGUCUCCAAGAAGAACGAUGCCGAGAAGGCCAUGGCUGUCCUCGAGGUGCUCGUCAACAAAGUGACCAAAUAA
This is a messenger RNA of Triticum turgidum subsp. durum (durum wheat), 627 nucleotides long. The record is from the annotation of a GenBank genome assembly. Lineage: Eukaryota; Viridiplantae; Streptophyta; Magnoliopsida; Poales; Poaceae.